GUGCCUUUAUAGCUUUAAGAGGAGGGGGCGUAAUUUCCGGAGAUUAAAUGAGCGGUCACUUACAGUUGUUGCAUUUGGAAAGAAGCUUGUCCGUUUUGGAGGCGCCGGAAGGUGUGACUUUAAUCAUUGCAGAAUACUGAAGUAUUUUGAUCUCUCGCUUAAAUGCAAAUCCAUUUUAUUUGGUCACUGUACAAGUAAACAGUACAGAAUUACCACUCCGAUGUAAACUACCCGCAAACCAAGGGAAUGCAGGAAUAUACCGACGGCUACCUCCAUUGAAUGCAUAUGACUAUAUGACACUGUGCUUCCUCUUUCCUAUGAAUGCAAAAACAAAAACGAAUUCGGCUGUCGGAGGAUUGCUUUGCAUUUUGCCCUCUGUACCCGAGCAUGAUCUUCCUAGCUCGACUGGCAAAUCUCCGGAGAUCCGGGUACAAAGUGCUCGGCGCAAUGACCAAGUGUGUUUGUGCAGGGCAUCACACCGCUGGAACUAGGCUGCGGGUGCUGGUCGACAUGGACGGGGUGUUGGCUGAUUUCGAAGGCGGAUUCUUGAAAAAGUUCAGGGACACGUAUCCCAAAGAUCCCUAUAUCGAGCUGCAAGAUCGCAGAGGUUUCUGGGUUUCAACACAGUAUGGAGAAUUGCAUCCUGAUCUCUGUGAGAAAGCAAUAAGUAUAUGGGAGUCAAAGAACUUUUUCAUUGAACUUGAACCUAUUCCUGGUGCGGUGGAGGCUGUGAAAGAGAUGGCCAACGUGAAAGACACUGAUGUGUUCAUUUGCACCAGUCCAAUUAAGAAGUAUAAAUACUGCCCUUACGAAAAAUAUGCCUGGGUAGAGAAACAUUUUGGUAAAGAGUUUCUGGAGCUAAUGGUACUAACUCAGGACAAAACACUGGUAUCAGGCAAUUUGCUGAUAGACGACAAACCAGAUAUAUCAGGUGUGGAACCUUGUCCUAAAUGGGAGCAUGUACUUUUCUCAGCCUGUCACAAUAUGCAUAUACAAUUGCGACCCCCAAAAAGGCGGCUGCAUUCUUGGGAUGAUUGGAAACCACUACUUCACAGCAGACGACAAUGAUGACCUGAAUGGAGCCUGAAAUGUCUCAACGACAUGGAACAGUGAAAAGUAAUUGUCUGAUGCAGAACUCAAGGAAUGGCAUGUGAUGUUAGUUGAUAACUGCUGGUUAUUUUGCAUGCAAACAAUUUAUCGCCUUGUGUGAGGGAUUCUGGUUUUUUUUGUGUUUUCAUUGGUUUGGUACUUUUCAAUCAAAGUACAUUAUUUAGGAGAUGAUACAGGUUUGGUUAGAAUUCAAUAACAUGCUAGUAAUUGCACCAAUUUUCUAUCCCUUGCAAACAUUGUGUAGCAUGGUGUAGUUGUCAAAGCUGCCAAAAUAAAGAAUCAAACAUAAUCCCAUUCUGAAGAAGGGUCACAUGACCUAAACUGUUGGCUCUGCAUUCUCUCUACAGAUGCUGCCAGACCUGCUAAGUUUCUCCAGCAAUUUCUGUUUUUGUUUCAUAACAUUCAGCUGUUCUGUGGUAUUUAAUAUUUUGUAAGUUAGAGCUUCAACCAUGUCCAGAAAUACUUGACAAAAGGUUCAUCGUCAAAUAACAAACCCACCCAAUUUACUUAUUCACCAAUGUGUUGAUUUUAUUUUUUUGUACCUGUUGCUUUUCAAUUUUAUAUAAAAUUUGUUGCAGCGAUUAUCAGCUGUAUUACUGUGAUAUACAGUGAGUACUGCCACUGUUGCUCAUCAGAAAAUACUGUACAGUAAUCUGUCGCUGUUGUAAACUUGACAUCCCUGGUAGUGCAGUGGCAUCGUUACUGUCAAUUACAUUUAGUUCAUUUGAUGAUGACGCACACCAAAUAACGAUCCCCUACUCUCCCUACUACCAAAUAGACAUAAUAACUGGGAUAUCUGAAUCCAACUCAACCUUUGGAUGUUCUGUAAGGUAGGGUUGUGGUUACAUGCACAAAGAUUAUGCAAAAUUAUUUUCAAGGACUUUGUGCAGCAUUACAUUGGAAAUCCAACCAAUCCAAUAAUUUGAACACAAUCUGGUAUUAACUUCUUAACUGGCUCAUCCAAUUAAUUAGUAGUUAAACUGCCUUUUUGAUUACUCUGUGGCUGACAGUUGAAAGGAUAGAAAUGCACUGCAUAUUCAGAUAAAUUCAAACCAAGGAUUAUCAUUUACUUUUAAAACUAGCACAGUACAAAAUGUAAUUUUCUUAGCUCAUACUUCGCUUGUAAGUAACCAGUAAUGCCAGUGCGUGUGCACAACAAAAAGAAACUACUUUUCACCCAAAAUGAUUGGCAAAGAUGGCAGCUAAAAAAAAGCCUAUAUAUAUAUGUAAAACCUCUAUAAAGUCAGUUAAAAAUUAUAGAGUUGAAAUAUAUUUUAAUUUUGUAUGGUAUUUAAAUUUAUAUGGCACUGUAACUCAUUGCAUAUAUUGUAAAUAGAGGAAUGGUUAGCUCAGUGGUUGGAUGGCUGGUUUACAAUACAAAGUGACGCAAAUAGUAUGAACUCAGUUCCCGUACCACCUGAGGUCACCACGAAGAUCCUGCCUUCUCAGCCUUCUCAAUCUUCUCACACUCACCACCAGUUAUCUCUUCCUAAUAAGACAGCAGCCCUCUAGGACUAUGGCAACUUCACUUUUGUUGUCAAUCAGGUUACCAUUAACCCCCAUGGACUUCUAGGAUAGAUGAGGAUCCUGCUUGGUGUAUUAUCAAUGGUAGUAAAGCCAACAAAAACUUACUGAUUCUGGUGCUUUCUAGAAAACGGUUGAUGCUAGUGCCUUAUUUUCAAAUGUAUAUAAAAUGCUUGUAAAGAUAUAAACGUUUGAGCCACUAAAGGUUUAAAACAGUGCAUUGAAAGAACGUGUGGAAAUAUACUUAAUAAUAUGUCUAAGUUUAAAAUUGAUUCCAACUUUUUGCAUCAAAUGGGAUCAGCAAGCUCAAACGUUCGCAAUUGCCUUGAAAGUUUUAGAAAGAGCCUUUGGAAUGAAUUUUCUUGUGUCCUGUUCUCCAGAGUUCAAAGAGAUGUGCCAGUUUUUAUGUGUCAAGCGGGAAAUGAUAGAAAUAACACUACAGAACAAGCUGUUCACUUGACCACAUUAAGAGUGCAACCUGGUGACCUACCCAUCUCCAUUAGCAUUCUAAUGGUAUUUUAUAUAUACAUAAAAUUUGCACCAUAGAAAUGGGGCCACUCAGGCAGUGGGUCCAAGUUGGUAUUUAUGCUGCGCAAGCCUUUCCCCCACUUUAUUUCAUCUCAACAUAUCUCUCUUGCUUUUUUCCUCAUAUUUAUCAAGCUUUCCUUCAAAUACGUCUGUUAUCAAUCUCUGUCACCAAAUUAUCACCUGAAUUCUAUAUUGGAUUUAUUUUUGAAUAUAUUUAUGGCUCACAAUUUUGGACUCCCAUCACAAGUGGAAAUAUUUUCAUGAUGUCAUCAUGUAAGAACUGAUCUUUCUUUAAAUCAAACUAAAAAUAGCAUCAAAAUUCAAGAAAACUUUAUUGAUUUAUGCGCAUAGCACAUUGUUAGCAACUAAGAUUUCUCAUUACAUUUGAAGAAACUUUAAACAAAUAUCUAUCUAUUAUUUGUACAAUAGUCAAGAAUUUAUUCAUGUACAGAUCAAAGCAAACAGAUGCAUUCUUACUGUGUAAUCCAUACAGAACAAAUUCUAUAAUUAAUACAAUGAUGGCAUUGUCAAAACUCAAAUAGUUUAUACUCUUCCAGUUAUUUACAAAGUUAUUGAGGGGAAUAAUAGUAAAGCAAAUACAAACUAUUGAGGCCAUUAUGGAAAGCAGACAGAACAUGCUUGAAACUUCUUGUUGUUAUUAAUACAGUAUUAAAAUUUUACACAAGUUUCCUGUCACUACUAAACACUGGGAGAACUAUAUUGCAGUGAAGCAGACCUGUAAGAUUAGGUGGGAAUGAACGGAAAUGUAAAAGUUGGCAUAGUGUACCUAUUGACCUAGCAUAGCUGAAUAAUAUUUUGUCUCAAAAGCCUUUGUUGAGAAUUGUCAGGGGUGGGGGGGGAGUUUCCUUAAAACUCUGUGAACUCAGCAUUGCAUUAUUUGCUAUUUUCUGCAUGGCAUGAGACCUCAUCUAACUGUGCCCUCUCAGUAACCAGCCUUCUGAAAAUGUAUACAAAUCCUAACAGAAGAGGUCAUAAGAAUAAUCAAGGUUCUGACUCAUAUCAGAGAUUUAUCAGGUGUCAUUCAAUCCCAUUGUCAACAUAGUAUACCAGAAAUAAGGUUUUUGGUCCCAGAAAGAAUGAAAACUAACCCUCAGGUAGAAGUGGGCAAAAGGACAACAAUCAUUUGACAAAUGAGAACUUGUCCCAUGGCCUUUGGCUAAGAUGGGUUAUACAGGAGAAUGAAAUACUAUUGAUGGCCAGCCCCAAAAUAAGACAUAUUAACAGGUUGGGAAGGGAGGAAGGAGCAAGAAAAUCCAGGGAGAUGAGCCAACCACUUCCCUGCGAGAAUACUAGGAUUUCCCCUCCAUCAGCCUGAGGGAGGAGCAAAGACUAUUGUUACCGAGACCAUCCAAGAUUUAUCAGAGACCACCACAGAAAGCUGGAGGACCACUGGGAUGUGGGAGCAUGCCGCCUCUCCUCUCCCAUUCUACAGAAAAGCUCUGAGAUCAGAAAAGCAUCCUCAACUGUCACAGGAUGUAUAUUUCCCUUCCUAAUUAAUUAAUGUACCAUAUUCAAACUGCUGCUUCUCAAUGCAAAUCAGAAAGUUGUAAUAAAUCACCGACUGACUAUUUUAGGUAAGUAUGAUCAUGAACCUCGCAGAAUCAACACUCUUAUCUGGAACUCUGGACUCAGCAUGUUAUAGCUACUGUAAUCUGGACUAAAAACCAGCCACAACCUGCAGCUCACACAAUGACACUGCAUAGUUUUUGUGCAUUUUUACGUCAAUACUUUCUGUAGACAACAUCAAAGCACCUGUUAGUUUUAAAGUAUUUUAACGUGCAAAAGUCCAGUUUACAUUUAAUAAGUCUAGACAUUUGUAUCGACAUUGCACUAUGUUCUUUUGUAACUUUUAAUACAAAUGUUACAUUUUCAAAUUCUUAAGAAAUAUAACCUCUUUCUGUUUAAAACCUGUUGAAUGCACUUUCAAUGCACACGUAACUUAAGACUUACUAUAAAAUAACAAAGUACUUAUAGAAGUGUUUAUUUUUGUUUCUCCCGUCUCAUGAUUGGUCCCAACAGAAUUACUGAUAAAGUGCCAUGCUUUCUUACGGUUCAAGUUUCAGUUUGUACAUCCAGUAUUAUGGUUAACAACAAAAAGGAUUAGACUAGGUGCAGGGAAUGACCUAGCGACUUUUUCAGUUUGCACUAAUAGCUGGAAAACCCAACCUUUGUAGUCGUAGUCAGCAUACUCCUGAGACUUGAAACUUAUCAACACUUAUUCCACCUGAACGGCAACAUCCAUAAACAUAACUUGUGGAAGUCCUAAAUAUCCGCCAAGUGAGAUCAAUGCAUACUAGAGCUUUUGGCAAGAGUGGAAUCCGCUAUAAUAGGUUAAGGCACAGAAGACUUUUUGGAGCCAACUUCACAAAGUAGUCUUUGAUUUUGCAUUUUUGAUGAUAUAUAUUGACAGUCGAUGCCUAUCUCAUUGAUGUAAAUGUUGAAUGUGCUGGUGUAACAUGAUGUGCAUUUAGAAGUGUGAAACUCUUCUGAUAAACUGACAAUAAUGCUUAUAUCACUGUAGGAGUGAUGGUGAGAAUACAGUCAAUUUUUAAGCUUCUGCUGUGUG
Messenger RNA from Stegostoma tigrinum, 5749 nucleotides. RefSeq names its product 5'(3')-deoxyribonucleotidase, mitochondrial-like. Lineage: Eukaryota; Metazoa; Chordata; Chondrichthyes; Orectolobiformes; Stegostomatidae. The transcript has 5 exons. The coding region runs from base 322 to 1068 and encodes 248 amino acids. Gene Ontology annotation, molecular function: 5'-nucleotidase activity. The record is from RefSeq and is a predicted model, not a curated record. Gene Ontology annotation, biological process: pyrimidine deoxyribonucleotide catabolic process.